Molecule: messenger RNA, 12095 nt
Organism: Cyprinodon tularosa
Lineage: Eukaryota; Metazoa; Chordata; Actinopteri; Cyprinodontiformes; Cyprinodontidae
Gene: wdfy3
Product: WD repeat and FYVE domain containing 3
Exons: 68
Coding region: 275-10954 (3559 amino acids)
Molecular function (GO): protein binding; metal ion binding
Source: RefSeq, a predicted model, not a curated record
GGAUGCUGUUUGGAGGAAACUCGGCGCUGGGACCUCAUCGCUACCGGGACGGACUCCGCUUUAUAUGGAUCCUGAGGAAAAAUGGCCACCGGUAGAAGGAAGGAGAGGAAGCGCUCACCAAUUUUAGAUUUACGCAUCGUCUGAGACAUAUGGAUGUACACGGAGCGAGCGACCUAAGUGACACAUUGGAGCAGAUCGCCAACGUUCCCACCGAACUAUUUCAGCACAGGACUCCACUCGCUGGGCUGCCUUUGCCCUGACAAAGCCGCUCAAGAUGAACAUGGUGAAAAGGAUCAUGGGGCGGCCGCGGCAGGAGGAGUGCAGCCCGCAGGACAACGCGCUCGGGUUGAUGCACCUGCGACGCCUCUUCUCCGAGCUGUGCCACCCUCCUCGUCACAUGACCCAGAAGGAGCAGGAGGAGAAGCUCUACAUGAUGCUUCCUGUAUUUAACCGGGUGUUUGGAAACGCUCCGCCCAGCAGCAUGAUGGAAAAGUUCUCCGACCUGCUGCAGUUCACCACCCAGGUGUCCCGACUCAUGGUGACUGAGAUCAGACGCAGAGCCUCCAAUAAAUCCACAGAAGCGGCCAGUCGAGCCAUAGUCCAGUUCCUGGAGGUGAACCAGAGCGAGGAGGCGAGUCGUGGCUGGAUGCUUCUGACCACCAUUAACCUGGUGGCCUCCUCUGGACAGAAAACCGUGGACUGCAUGACAACCAUGUCCGUCCCCUCCACACUGGUCAAAUGCCUCUACCUGUUCUUUGACCUUCCCCAUAUGACCGACGCCCCUCCAGGCCCCACCCCUCCACCGCCACCACCCCCACCCAACCAGGAGAAGACUCCAGGCCAGGCCCACACUCAGCCUGAGCUGCCACUGGCGGACCGCCGGGCUCUGCUGCAGAAAGUCUUUGUCCAGAUCCUUGUGAAGCUCUGCACCUUUGUGUCUCCGGCGGAGGAGCUGGCCCAGAAGGACGACCUGCAGCUGCUGUUCAGUGCCAUCACCUCCUGGUGCCCGCCUCACAACCUGCCCUGGAGGAGGAGUGCAGGCGAGGUGCUAAGCACCAUCUCCCGACACGGACUCAGCGUCAAUGUGGUCAAAUACAUACAUGAGAAGGAAUGUCUGUCCACAUGUGUCCAAAACAUGCAGCAGUCUGACGAUCUCUCCCCGCUGGAGAUCGUUGAGAUGUUUGCCGGCCUGUCAUGCUUCCUCAAAGACUCCAGCGACGUAUCGCAGACGUUGUUGGAUGAUUUCAGAAUGUGCCAGGGCUACGCCUUCCUCUGCGACCUCAUGCUCAGACUAGAACAGGCUAAAGAGGAUGAAUCUAAAGAUGCACUAAAGGACCUGGUGAACUUGGUCACUUGUCUGUGUACGUAUGGUGUGACGGAGCUGAAACCUGCGGGCCUCACAACCGGAGCCCCUUUCCUGCUGCCAGGAUUCAUUCUGCCUCAGCCGUCUGGGAAAGGUCACACAGUUCGAAAUAUCCAGGCCUUUUCCGUGCUCCAGAACGCCUUCCUCAGGGCCAAAACAAGCCGUCUGGCCUGCAUGUUACUGGACGCCAUCGGGAACAUUUAUGCGGCCGAGCCGGCCAACUACUUCAUCCUGGAGUCCCAGCACACCCUGUCACAGUUCGCGGAGCGUGUGGCCAAGCUCCCAGAGGCACAGGCCAAGUACUUUGAACUCCUGGAGUUUGUUGUCUUCAGCCUGAACUACGUGCCGUGUAAGGAGCUCUUCAGCGUUUGCGUGCUGCUGAAAUCGAGCACGUCGCUCCCCUGCAGCAUCACCGCCGUGAGAACGCUGCUGAAGCUGGCCAGGCAUGACCCUGUGUUCAGCGACGUGCUGCGGGAGGUCGGCCUGCUGGAGGUAAUGGUCAACCUGCUACACAAGUACGCUGCCUUGCUCAAGGACCCAGCUUCUGAACACCAGCCCCAAAACAAUGACCAAGCUGAUAGUAAAAACCACCCCAUAGCGGAGGAGCAGAAGCAGUUGGCCUGGCUGGUGAUGGAAACUCUGACUGUGCUCCUGCAGGGCUCCAACACCACCAACACUAAUGCAGCGCUGUUCAGAGAGUUCGGUGGCGCCCGCUGCGUCCACAACAUCGUGAAGUACCGUCAAUGUCGGGAACACGCCUUGCUCAUCAUCCAGCAGCUGGUGUUGUCCCCCAGUGGUGAUGAUGACAUGGGAACGCUGCUAGGCCUCAUGCACUCGGCGCCACCCAGCGAGCUGCAGCUCAAGACCGAUAUACUGAGGGCUUUGUUGGCCGUGUUGCGUGAGAGUCACCGCACUCGGACGGUGUUCCGCAAAGUGGGCGGCUUCGUCUACGUCACCUCCCUCCUGGUGGCCAUGGAGCGCUCGCUCUGCCAGCCUCCUCGUCACGGCUGGGAACGUGUCAACCAGAACCAAGUUUUCGAGCUCCUGCUCACGGUUUUCUGCACGCUCACGGCGGCCAUGCGCUACGAGCCGGCCAACUCCAACUUCUUCCGCACGGAGAUCCAGUACGAGAAGCUGGCCGAUGCUGUGAGGCUGCUGGGUUGCUUUUCUGACACGAAGAAGCUGGGCCCCACAGGAGUGUUCCCGUCCAACGCUCAGCCAUUCCAGAGGCUGCUGGAGGACGAGGCUUCCUCAGGAAGCUGCUCCGGAGACAGCGUCUGUCCAACCCUGAAACACUGCAGCAAGCUUUUCAUAUACCUGUACAAGAUGGCCACCGACUCUUUCGACAGUCGUGCAGAGCAGGUGCCUCCCUGCCUGACUCAUGAAACCUCGCUGCCCUCCCCGUGGGGCACGCCUGCGCUCGCCAGAAAGAGGCAUGGUUACUAUGGCACAUCGGGCCCCUCUGCCCCAGUCAAAGCCCUGACGGACCUCAAACUCCACUUGGUGAACCCUUCCCACCCUGCUUCUUUCCCAUCCUCAUCCGAUUUGGUAGUCAUCCACCCAGGGGCCGUUUUAGCCAUGUUGGAUCUCCUCCCCUCUGUCUCCUCUGAGAGUCAGCCGGAGCAUGCCCUCGACCUCCAGCUCGCUGUUGCCAACAUCCUCCAGCUCCUGGUGAACAGCGAGAGGAACCAGCAGGUGUUGUGUGAAGCCUGCCUCCACCAGCGGCUGCUGCAGCGUUGUAGUCAGGCCCUCGGGGAUGAAGACCACCCGCUGCACCCUCCACUGCAGAGGAUGUUCGAGAGGCUGGCCUCGCAGGCCCUGCAGCCGAUCGCACUCAGGGAAUUUUUACGUCUCGGAAACCCUCUGAACUGCGGUGCCUGGGACAAGAAGCUCCUGAAGCAGUACCGGGUCCACAAACCAAGCUCCCUUGGCUAUGAUGCGGAAAUGAGAAACAGCAUGACUCUAUCCAUGGAGGGCUUCGGCCCCGACAGCGUCUUCACCACACCGGCGGAGGACAACGGUCAAUACCGCAUCAGCCGUAGCCUGGUGCGCUCCGCCGAGGACAGCACCGUGCCCCUCACCCGAGUCAAGUGCCUGGUUUCCAUGACUACGCCCCACGAUAUCCGGCUGCAUGGAUCAGCCGUCACUCCGGCGUUUGUAGAGUUCGACAGCUCGCUGGAAGGUUUUGGGUGCCUGUUUUUGCCCAGCCUGGCGCCCCAUAACGCUCCCACCAACAACACCAACGCUUCCGGGGUCAGCGACGGAGCAGUGCUUAGUGGGAUGGGAACAGGUGAGCGCCCGUUUCCUCCUCCCUCUGGUCUCAGCUUCUCCACCUGGUUCUGCGUGGAGCGAUUCAGCGCGGCCCCUCAGGCCCACCCGGUGCGUCUGCUGACCCUCGUCCGACGGGCCACCUCCUCAGAGCAACACUACGUCUGCCUGGCCGUAGUUCUCUCCACCAAAGACCGCUCACUCACCGUCUCCACCAAGGAGGAGCUGCUGCAGACAUACACAGCGGAUGAGUCAAGUGAAGACGCCUCCUUCUACGAGAUCCUGCCAUGCUGCGCCCGUUUCCGCUGUGGAGAGUUGAUCGCCGAGGGCCAGUGGCAUCACCUGGUGCUCGUCAUGAGCAAAGGCAUGCUGAAAAACAGCAUGGCAACGCUGUACCUGGACGGCCAGCUCGUCAGCACUGUCAAGCUCCACUACAUCCACAGCACUCCGGGCGGCUCAGGCUCCACCAACCCUCCCGUGGUGAGCACCGUUUACGGGUACAUCGGCACGCCGCCCGCUCAACGCCAACUUUCCAAUCUGGUGUGGCGCCUGGGUCCCAGCCACUUCCUGGAGGAGGUUUUACCAGCCACCAGCGUUGCUGCCAUCUUUGAACUGGGACCUGACUACGUCGGCAGUUUUCAGGCUGUCUACCUGCCCUGUAAAGACACAAAGGCGGAGGUGUCCCCUGCUACUCCGGUGGCUCUGGUCCCAGAGGAGAAAGUGUCCUUCAGCCUCUAUGCGCUCUCUGUCUCUACGCUAACAGUGGCUAAAAUCAGAAAAGUCUACAAUAAACUGGACAGCAAAGCCAUCGCCAAACAGCUUGCGGUGUCCUCUCAUGAAAACGCCACUCCUGUAAAGCUGAUUCAUAAUGCUGCCGGCCAUCUCAAUGGGCCGGCACGUACCAUUGGAGCUGCCGUCAUUGGAUAUUUAGGUGUCCGUACCUUCGUUCCCAAACCCGUCGCCACUAACCUGCAGUAUGUUGGUGGAGCCGCAGCCAUUCUGGGCCUGGUUGCCAUGGCGUCAGAUGUGGAGGGGCUCUAUGCGGCAGUUAAAGCUUUAGUUUGUGUUGUGAAAAGCAACCCUCUGGCAAGUAAGGAGAUGGAGCGCAUCAAUGGCUACCAGCUGCUGGCUAUGCUGCUGAAGAAGAAACGCUCACUACUCAACAGCCACAUCCUCCACCUCACCUUCUCCCUAGUGGGAACAGUCGACAGCGGCCACGAAACCUCAAUCAUUCCCAACUCCACAGCUUUCCAGGACUUACUUUGUGACUUUGAGGUUUGGCUUCACGCUCCAUAUGAGCUCCAUCUGUCUCUCUUUGAACAUUUCAAUGAACUGCUGACAGAAUCCAGUGAAGCAGCCAAAAAUGCUAAACUCCUUCGGGAGUUUCAGCUGAUCCCCAGGUUGCUGCUGACGCUGCGGGACACCUCUCUGUCGCAGUCCACAGUGGCCGCCAUCAGCAACGUCCUCAGCCUGUUGCUACAGGGCUUCCCAAACCCUUACGACCUGCUGCGGUUUGGUCAGUUCAUCUCCUCGACUCUUCCCACUUUUGCUGUGUGCGAGAAGUUUGUUGUCAUGGAAAUCAACAACGAGGAGAAGAUUGAUGGAGGUAAUGACGACGAUUUCAGCGGCCUCCUGUCAGCCAGCCUGAUCUUGCUGAGAAAUCGACUUCUGGAUAACCUCCUUAAGCUGCUUUUCACCACCAAAGAGAAGUGCACAGUUAAUGUCCAGGCGUGUGAGGAGCUUGUGCGAACCCUCGGCUUUGAUUGGCUGCUGAUGUUCAUGGAGGAACAUCUCCACUCCACCACGGUGACGGUGGCGCUCCGGAUCCUGGUGGUCCUGCUGUCAAACCAGCCCAUCCUGAACCGCUUCAGAGAGGGCCUGAGUGGAGGCGGAUGGCUGGACCACACCGACUCCGUCCUGACCAAUAAGAUCGGCACAGUUCUGGGCUUUAACGUGGGUCGCAGUGCCGGGGGUCGUUCCACGGUGCGAGAAAUCAACAGGGACGCCUGCCAUUUUCCAGGAUUCCCUGUUCUGCAGACUCUGCUACCCAAACACACCAAUGUUCCUGAGCUGUACUUCCUGCUUAUGGCCCUCUUCCUGCAGCAGCCUGUCACUGAGCUGCCAGACAGCCUGCAGGUACAUUUUGACCUGGAUUCCAUCUGGACGUUUAUCUUUGGGAUGCCGGCCUCCAGUGGGGCGGUGGUGGGCUCCAUCCACAGCGUGUGUACUGAGGCGGCCUUCCUGCUGCUGGCCAUGCUGCGCAGCAUGCUCAAUCUGCCAUGGCAGUCUGAGGAGGAAGGUUCUUGGCUCCGGGAGUACCCAGUGACUCUCAUGCAGUUCUUUAGGUACCUUUACCACAACGUGCCGGACCUUUCACCGAUGUGGCACAGCCCUGAGUUCCUGUGCGCCCUGGCAGCCACCGUCUUCCCCUUUAACAUCAGGCCGUACUCUGAGAUGGUGAGUGAUUUGGAUGACGAAACCAGUUCUCCAACCGAAGAGUUCAAGGCCUUUGCUGGAGACACUGGGAUGAACCGCAGCCAGUCUGAAUACUGCAACGUGGGCUCUAAGACCUCCCUGACCAACCACCCUGCCAAGAAAUAUGUCUUUGACUUCAUGAGGGUCCUGAUCAUGGACAACAUGUGCAUGACCCCCGCCAGCAAGCAGACGCCCAUCAUCGACAUGCUGCUGGAGGCCUCCCCAGAUCGCUCCACCAGAACUCAGCAGAAGGAGUUUCAGUCCAGCAUCCUGGAUGGAGUCAUGGAGCAUCUCCUGGCCGCAGAUGUCCUUCUAGGUGAAGACGCCUCUCUGCCUCUCAGCACUGGGGGCAGUUAUCAGAUCCUGGUCAACAACGUCUUCUACUUCACCCAGAGAGUGGUGGACAAGCUUUGGCAGGGAAUGUUCAACAAGGACUCCAAGCUGGUGGUGGACUUCAUUGUGCAGCUGAUUGGACAGUCUAAGAGACGGUCCCAGGGUCUGUCGCUGGACACCAUCUACCAUUGUCUGAACCGGACGGUGCUCUACCAACUCUGUCGACCCCACAAGACGGUAGCUCAGCAGGUGGCCCUGCUGGACGCCCUGCGAGUCCUGACGGUCAACCGCAAUCUGGUGCUCGGCCCGGGCAACCACGACCAGGACUUUGUGGCCUGCCUGGCUCACUGCUUCAUCUGCCUGCACAGCGGGAGCAGCGUGGAAGGUUUCGGUUUGGAGGCGGAGGCCAGGAUGACUACCUGGCACGUCAUGAUGACCGCAGAGAAUGAAACUGACUCAACACACAGCCACGAUGUCAGCGAGGGGCGACAGCUGCUGCUGAAGGCCGUGAACCGCGUGUGGACGGAGCUGAUGCACAGCAAGCGUCAGAUGCUGGAGGACAUCUUCAAAGUGUCUCUGCCAUGCAAUGACAGAGGACAUGUGGACAUCAGCACCGCCCGCCCUGCUCUGGAGGAACCUGCUCUGAAGAGCUGGCAGAACCACCUAGUUCAUGAGAAAAAGUACAUCAGUCGCGGGGAAGCUGCAGCGCCAGCCGCCCAGUCCAAACUCUCCAGAGUUAGCAGCGGCUUUGGCCUGUCCAAGCUGACCGGUGUGCGCCGCAACAAGAAGGAGAACAGCCUGAACAAGAACAGCCCGUCUGCUCUGGAGACUUUCCAGUGGAUGUUCACGCACAUCGCAGUGGUUCGGGAUCUUGUUGCCAUGCAGUAUAAGGAGUAUCAAGAGCGGCAACAGAAUGCCCUGAAGUAUGUGACCGAAGAGUGGGCGGCCAUCGAGUACGAGUUGCUGCGGGAGCGAGGCCUCUGGGGCCCGCCCAUCGGCUCCCACCUGGACAAGUUCACGCUGGAGAUGACGGAGGGGCCGUGCAGGAUGAGGAAGAAGAUGGUUCGCAAUGACAUGUUCUACAUUCACUACCCAUACAUCCCUGAGACCGAAACAAACACCAACUCUGCACAGCCUUCCUCCCCACCUCUGGUGCCUUUGUUCCCCUCAGCUCAGAAGCCUCUGCGGUACCGCCGAGCCAUCAGCUAUGACAGUAAGGAAUACUACAUGCGCCUGCUGUCAGGGAAUCCGGGGAUGUACCAGCACUCUGUGGAGCACAGCACAGAGGGGGAGACCACGCAGCAUGAACCGGAGCACGGGGAGGACACUAUCGCUAGAGUGAAAGGUCUGGUGAAGGCCCCUCUGAAGAGGUCUCGGUCCACAGCAGAUGGUGCAGACGAGGACAGCCAGGAACAGCAGCAGGACCAGCUACUGGAGUCAGGAGGUCCGGAAGAGGAGCAGAGGACCGACAACACAUCCCUGCUGCGCCUCCUGGAGGAAGGGGAGAAGAUUCAGCACAUGUACCGCUGUGCCAGAGUGCAGGGUCUGGACACCAGCGAGGGCCUGCUGCUGUUCGGCAAGGAGCACUUCUACGUCAUUGACGGCUACACCAUGACUGUUUCCAGGGAGAUCAGGGACAUCGACACGCUGCCGCCCAAUUUGCAUGAAGCAAUCAUCCCCAGAGGGGCGCGGCAGGGCCAGAGCCAGCUGAAGAGAACCUGCAGCAUCUUUGCCUACGAGGACAUCAAGGAGGUUCACAAGAGGCGAUACCUGCUACAGCCGAUGGCAGUAGAAGUCUUUUCUGCAGAUGGAAGGAACUACCUGCUGGCCUUCCAGAAGGGAGUCCGAAACAAAGUUUACCAAAGGUUCUUGGCAGUGGUGCCGUCGCUGGCAGACAGCUCAGAGUCGGUCUCAGGUCAGAGGCCAAACACCAGCGUUGAACAAGGGUCUGGACUUCUCAGCACGUUGGUUGGUGAGAAAUCAGUCACUCAAAGAUGGGAGCGAGGAGAGAUCAGUAACUUUCAGUACCUGAUGCAUCUGAACACGCUGGCUGGACGCUCAUACAACGACCUGAUGCAGUAUCCAGUCUUCCCCUGGAUCCUGGCCGACUACGACGUAGAGGAACUGGACCUGAACAACCCCAAGACUUUCCGUAACCUGGCCAAACCGAUGGGCGCUCAGACUGACGACCGGCUCACGCAGUAUAAGAAGAGAUACAAGGACUGGGAGGAUCCCAACGGUGAAACCCCAGCAUACCAUUAUGGUACCCAUUACUCAUCCGCCAUGAUUGUAGCCUCCUAUCUGGUCCGGAUGGAGCCUUUCACACAGAUCUUCCUCAGACUUCAGGGAGGUCACUUCGACCUGGCUGACAGGAUGUUCCACAGCGUCCGAGAAGCGUGGCUCUCUGCCUCCAAACACAACAUGGCCGACGUCAAGGAGCUGAUUCCAGAGUUUUUCUAUCUGCCUGAAUUCCUGCUGAAUUCUAACAACUUUGAUCUGGGUGCCAAGCAAAAUGGCACCAAGCUGGGUGAUGUCAUCCUCCCCCCCUGGGCCAAAGGUGACCCCCGGGAGUUCAUCCGGGUCCACAGAGAGGCUCUGGAGUGCGACUACGUCUCUGCUCACCUCCAUGAGUGGAUCGACUUGAUUUUCGGCUACAAGCAACAGGGACCGCCAGCUGUAGAGGCCGUUAAUGUCUUCCACCACUUGUUCUACGAGGGUCAGGUGGACAUCUACAACAUCAACGACCCGCUGAAAGAGACGGCCACCAUCGGCUUUAUCAAUAACUUUGGCCAAAUCCCCAAACAGCUCUUUAAGAAGCCUCAUCCCCCUAAACGUGUUCGCAGCAAAGCUAACGGCGACUUAACAGCUGCUCCUCCGAGCUCCAACAACGACAAGAUCUUCUUCCAUCAUCUGGACAAUCUAAGACCUUCUCUUGCUCCUGUUAAAGAGCUGAAGGAGCCUGUGGGACAGAUAGUGUGUACUGAUAAAGGAAUCUUAGCUGUGGAGCAAAACAAAGUUCUGGUUCCACCUACCUGGAGCAAAACGUUCGCCUGGGGCUACGCCGACCUCAGCUGCCGCUUGGCCAACUAUGAAUCUGAUAAGGCGAUGGUCGUGUACGAGUGUCUGUCCGAGUGGGGUCAGAUCCUCUGUGCCAUAUGUCCUAACCCGAAGCUCGUCAUCACCGGGGGCACCAGCACUGCCAUCUGUGUGUGGGAGACGGGCAGCUCCAAGGAGAAGGCCAAAUCUCUGACGCUCAAACAGGCUCUACUCGGCCACACGGACGCCGUAACAUGUCUGACAGCUUCGUCAGCAUACCGCAUCGUUGUCAGCGGCUCCCGCGAUCGAACCUGCAUCAUCUGGGACCUCAACAAGCUUUCUUUCGUCACGCAGCUUCGGGGACACCGCGCUCCCGUUUCCGCCCUGUGCAUCAACGAGCUGACGGGGGAUAUCGUGUCCUGUGCGGGGACGUACAUUCACAUGUGGAGCAUCAACGGCAGCCCCAUCGCCAGCGCCAACACCUUCACCGGCCGCAGUCAGCAGAUCCUCUGCUGCUGCGUGUCGGAGAUGAAUGAGUGGGACACGCAGAACGUCAUCGUCACCGGCCACUCUGAUGGAGUCGUCAGGUUUUGGAGGAUGGAGUUCCUUCAGGUCCCAGAAACCCCUGCUCCAGAACCGGCUGAGCCGGAUGUACCCGACUGCUGUGCCGAUGAGAAGAUUGAGGGAGCAGAGAGUCACAACGCCGAUGACGAUAGUAGUGAGUCAGAUGGAGAGGAACCUGCGGCGCCUCGAAACCCAUCAGCUGGCGGAGGGAGCAGCAGUCAGCCGGGAAGCGCCGUCCACAGACCCAGAGGUCCGCCAUCUCGAGCUGGAGCGUCAUGGUCAAUGGACAGCGGCUCUGAUGACUCUCACCGCUGGUCAGACACACUGAGCAUCGAUGAGAAGGACGGCUUUGUGUUCGUCAACUACUCUGAGGGCCAAACUAAAGGCCCCCACCCUCAGCAGAGUCAUCCAGGCCAUGGACCCCUCAAUCAGCCUCCCCAUUCGUCGGCCACAGAGCCACGGCCGUAUAACCAGCUCAAAGCAGGAUACAGAUGGGAGCGGCAGCUGGUCUUCCGGAGCAAACUCACCAUGCACACAGCGUUUGAUCGCAAGGAUAAUGCUCACCCAGCUGAGAUCACCUCCCUCUCUAUCUCCAAGGACCACAGCAAGAUCCUGGUUGGCGACGGCCGCGGUCGGGUGUUUAUCUGGUCUGUGAGCGACCAGCCUGGCCGCUCGGCGGCUGACCAUUGGGUGAAGGACGACGUGGUGGACAGCUGCUCUGGCUGCACGGUCCGCUUCUCCUUAACAGAGCGACGCCACCACUGCAGGAACUGCGGGCAGCUCUUCUGUCAGAGGUGCAGUCGCUUCCAAUCUGAAAUCAAAAGGCUGAAGAUUUCCUCUCCCGUGCGAGUGUGUCAGAACUGCUACUACAACCUUCAGCAUGAGCGCAGUGUCGACGACGGCGGCAGAAACUGAGCCCCGCCUCUUUUACAUCUGCCUCUGUUUGGGGAGCAACCGCUUAAAGAGUGCUUCAUCCCUCCAUCUGCCCUCCAUGUAAUAUAUAAACAUCCCCGAAUCCAACCUUUCUAACCCUCUCAAAUGUAAGAAUGUUUAGUUUGCAUGGAGAUGGGAGCCGGAUCAAAAGGAAAAUGUGGGAAAGAAACUCAGCCAUCACUUUAACCACAAGCACUCAUCAUCAGGAGGAAAAGAGAGCAAAGAGGCUCGUCUGAAUCAAUCACGCGCCAUUUUCACUUAGCAGCGGGAGCAGAUAUCGUCCUUCAGUCACGGGAAACAGUAAAAGACUUGUUUAUAGUGUAAAUACUUAACCACGGCCUUUUUAACUCUGGAAACACGAUGGAAAUUUAAGUUCUUUAGGAAAACAAGAGCUUGCUUGUAACUAAGCGAUGUGACUAACCACUCCUUGCUUUAAAAGAAAAACAACAGAUUGUGUGUAACCUGCGUCACAAGCCACAGCGAUUCCAGAGAUGGAGGGAGAUGAAUGUCAAAAGUUUUUAGUCUGUGGGUCGAGGUAUGCAAAAAUCUUUUUUUUAUACUCAAUUAAUUUCCACAUGAUGUUGUUUACAAGAUUUAAGCGAGAUGGAUCAUAGAAUUACCCUUUUUUUUUUUUUGCCAAAUAGAACUUAUCUCCUCUGUCCUUAUAUGUUUUCCAUUUGGAGGAUCUUUAUCAUGGUUGCUGCUGCUUUCUCUGAAGACUAGAUGCUAUCAGUUUAAACUGUCAACAUAUCACUCAGUUUUGUUUCUUCUGUUUGUAGGAGUUCUUCAAAAAGCCUGACAUUUUUGUUUUUUCACAUUGCCAUGAAAGUAGCUUUUAAAAUGCACAUAGAAAAAGGGGCAUCUUAGUUUUUUUCACAUUAAAAAAACCUUUACAUGUAUUCAGCUCUCAACACAAGCUGUGUUGGCUACUGCUCCAGCUGCAGCCAAAUUUAAAAGCAUACAUAAAAGAUCCAUCAUUAAUAUGUUUUAUCUAAAUAGCUUGGACAAAAACCGCUGUGUUCAAAAAUGUAUGGGUUAUCGUACUCUGUUAUGAAGUGAUCCUGAAUAAGUUUAUUGUGGUCGAAUGUUGUCGUCCUAGCACAGCAGACAUGGAGAAGGGAAU